Messenger RNA from Dermacentor albipictus, 729 nucleotides. RefSeq names its product phospholipid scramblase 2-like. NCBI's taxonomy places the organism in Eukaryota, Metazoa, Arthropoda, Arachnida, Ixodida, Ixodidae. Gene Ontology annotation, cellular component: plasma membrane. Gene Ontology annotation, molecular function: phospholipid scramblase activity. The record is from RefSeq and is a predicted model, not a curated record. Gene Ontology annotation, biological process: plasma membrane phospholipid scrambling.
ACGAAGAAGAAAGGACGAAGAACGUUAACGGUGCGCCAGCCAUGGCUCCGAUUCAAGGUAUUGAAGCAUGCAACUGUUACAUCGUGACGAAUUCCAUGGGACAAUUUAUCUACAAUAUUGCUGAAAAAUCUAGCUGUUGCGCACAGUGUUGUUGCCGGAAUGCGCGUAGAUUCGAGAUGGACGUCUUGGACCACAGGAACGCCGUCGUGAUGCAUUUCGUGCGGCCCCUGAGAUGCAUGCUCCCGUGGUGUUGCUGCUGCCAGCAAGAAAUAGAAGUUCAAGCACCUCCAGGAUACGUCGUCGCAGUGGUACGUCAGGAGUGGUCCAUGUGCUACCCGAAGUUCUCAGUGAACGACUGCAAUAGCAGAAGAGUGCUGGACAUAGCAGGACCAUCAUGCAAAUCCAGCACACCUUGUAAAUCGGACGUCGAGUUUGAGGUGCGCAGCACAAAUGGCGUCUUCAUAGGCAAGAUCACCAAGCUAUGGGGUGGGGUCCGCAAGGAGCUUUUCACGAUCGCCGACAAUUUCGUCGUCACAUUCCCAUUGGACUUGGAUGCGAAGUUCAAGGGCGCCCUCAUCGCAGCCACCAUGCUCAUCGACUACAGGUUCUUCGAAUCCAGAAGAAGGUAGAGUGACGACCGUCAGCCCGGAGUGUUUCCGUGAUUCGGCUGAAAGUGACCAGAAAACGCCCAUUUUUGUGUUCAAGGAGGUAAAAUCAAUCGCUCCCGGA